AUGGCUGCAGUCACCUUCGCGCCGUCUAUGACGGAAUCACUCUCGAUUUGGCGCUCGUCCAGCACUGUGGACUCCUUCACCAGCACUGACGACGGCCCCGACCGCCAGGCUAGCGACGGUUCCAAGACUGGCGGUGGUAGCAAUGACCGGGAUGAUUACGAUGACCGCAAGAAGAGGUGGGAGGAGCGGAAGUUGGAGAAGAAACGCUUGAAGAACGAGAGGAAGCAGAUGGGUUUCGUCGGGCGAGGAGAGUCUGCGAAAAUGAGCAAGCAGAAGCUUCUGAAGUCUAGCAAGGACGGGGACGCAGAGGAGCUCCUCAUCCAGAAGGGCCUGCCCAUUAAUUCCUUGCAGCUCGUUGGCUCCGGCAGAUUUGCCAAGGUCUACAAAGGGACUUGGAGAGCGCGCGACAAUGAUAAUGCAGACCUCACCGUGGCUGUGAAGGUUAUCAAUGUCGAGCACAGCCGUCCGAGGGUGGCUGACGAUGGUGCGCUGGUGGCGCCCAAGCUGAUUGAACGGGAAGCCAAGAUCAGCCACGUUCAGCAACACCCGAACCUUCUUCGAGUCAUUGAGUCUUCCAUUGGUGCGCUGCCAUACGCCAUUGUGGUCGAGUACUGUCCAGGUGGCUCAUUGUAUGACAUUUCGAAAGGGGGUCCAAGACUUACGCUCGGUAGAUUCAGCUGGGAUCAGCGUCUGAAGGCCGCCCUCGAUACUGCAAACGGCAUGGCUUUCUUGCACGAGCAGAACAUAGUGCAUAGAGAUUUGAAGACGCAGAAUGUUCUUCUGGUGCACCCGAUCGUCUCCGUUACUGAUGUGGUGCACGCCAAAGUGUGCGAUUUUGGGCUUGCCAGGUACCUUCCGCAGGAAGAUCAUCAAACCCAGUUGACACGGCAGGUAGGGUCUUGGUAUUUCAUGGCGCCAGAAAUAUUUGACAUUGAUGGGGAUCAUUAUGAUGAGAAGGUCGAUGUGUAUUCAUUUGCCAUGUUGCUUUACGAGAUGAUUGCCGGGAGCUUCUGCUUCAAUAAGGAUUUCAUGUCAAUGUCAGAGUUUGUGGUGUUUGCCGUUGAGGGUGGUCGUCCUUCGGAGGACGCAAUAGAUGCUACCACUCCAGGCGUACUUCGGGUCUUGAUGAAGGACGGCUGGCAGGCCAUACCUUCGUCCCGACCAUCUUUCGCUGAAGUCGCAGAUCGAUUGGUGUUGCACCAUCCUGAGCUAGGACGCAAAGACGUGCCACCCACCAGCCACCGUCUCGGUUGGCUUGGCGCUGUCCUCUGCUGUGCUCGCGGAAAGUGA
Messenger RNA from Prorocentrum cordatum, 1290 nucleotides. The record is from the annotation of a GenBank genome assembly. Lineage: Eukaryota; Dinophyceae; Prorocentrales; Prorocentraceae.